AAUCAUAUCCUGACUUUCUUGCAAACCGCCUCUCAUAUCUCUCCCCACUUCUAUCUUUCCAUCACUCUCCCUUUCUCCUUACUCUCCCUUUCUCUCUCUGUGCUUCAUUACUCUCCUCUACCUCUUUUCUUCCAGUUUCUCAUAUCGUCCACAAAGUCAUAGAACCACUUACCCACGCGUCUGUCCGUCCACCUCCACACAUAUGUGUACACACAUAUAAACAAACUUUAGAAUAUCGCCUUUUAAGACAUGUGACAUUACUUGUAAACAUCCAAAGCUAAUUGCAAUUUUGUGGGCAGGUAAACAAAAGGAAAAUAACACUGAUUAAUUGGAUUAGAAGAGUUCAAGUGAACGACAAAAUAAGACAUCUUUUACCGGUGUUCCUUAUUUCUGUAAAUUGCCAUUAUUAUUUAUAUCUUAACAACAGUAAUAAUAUAAUUACUAACAUAAUCAGUUAUUUUAUUAAUAAUAUCUUAACAUCAGUAAUAAUAUAAUUACUAACAUAAACAGUUAUUUUAUUAAUAAUAAUUAAUUUACGUAAAUUAUUUUGCUUUUUUUAAAGCUAAGAUUUUAAGAAUAUAACAUAAGACAAUAUAAGAAUAUUAACAAUUUAUUAAUAUUAUUCUUCAAUUGAAAAUUCUUGGUUCCUGUAACAGAAAGAGAAAGAGAGAGCGAUAUAUAUAGAGAAGAGCGAGAAAGAGACGAAAUAUUCAAUAACGGAUAAAGAAAAAAGAAGGCUCCCAUCAAAGAAAAGAGUACCACGGUUAUCAAAGACGACGGAAAAUCUUAGAUUUCAAUAAAACUCCCAAAUACUUCCGAAACUCCAAUUUUCCCGCAACAGCAUAUCUUUAUCUCGCACCUCUGGUUUGCUUUCUGCUGAUGAGUCGAUAAUGUUGGCGCGCCAAAAUACAUCGAGUAACUUAUGGAAACUAACAGAUUCUAUGAAAUCGGAAUUUUCAGAAACUAAGAGAGAUUUUCCCACGUCGAAAGAUGAGGAUUUUCUGUCAGAUGACCAACAAGAACGUUUUCUCAUGUACUUACAGUGGGUGUGGCAUUGUCGGAAUCACACUGAUUACACCAAAACUGUAAAGACCAACAUCCCACAGGACAUAGACAUAAGCAAUGAACUCCUUGAGAAAUCAGCUGCAGGUGAUGUACAAGAAGUGGCUCGCUUACUUCGAGGUUAUAAUGGACACAGGUGUAGAAGUGAUCUGCAGACAAACGGAGGCCACACUGCUGCUGACAUUGCCAAAAUAUGGAGUAGAAAAAGAAUUGCUUCUAUACUGAGUAACGAGAGCUCAUCCCCGAGAUCAUCGAUUUCUAACGAGAGCAACAAACCUCUUAUAGAAAACCUGGAGAAGAAACACGUUUCCUUCAAUGUCUUACAACGCUGCUCAGACAAACGGAAAGAUCUUCUAUGGCUGGAUACCAAGAAGAAGGACGUCAGCACUCAAUUCCUUUUAUUUUCAGAUCUUCAAAUCUAUGUUUCACCAGAAAAACAAUCUAACGACGAUACACCUCAGAGACAUCAACUAAUCGCGGCUAGUUAUAAAGAUAUCGAUUUUUUUUUGAACGAAGAAAAAUCAUUAAACAUCUUUUUAGGAACGGAACCACUUCAGACGAAAAACGAACAAUCAAAGAAAGACCGUGCAUGGUUCGCUAUUGAUGUGUCUUCGAUGGACAAAGAUAAACUUGAGAGUAUCUUGCCCAAUGGUCACUUCGUAUCACCUUUCCCUGCUUUUUUGAAUUUGAAUGAAUACGAGAGGUGUAUCUUUUCUGAAGCUUGUUCGUUGAUUUUGUGGCACAUGGACCACCAAUUCUGCCCCACCUGCGGUUGCCGAACGAUCCCGGAAGACGCCGGACUUAAACGAGAAUGCACUAACGGAAAAUGUUUGAGUCGAUCAGGUUUAUUGAAUACGAACUACCCACGUGUGGACCCUAAUGUUGUAGUUCUUGUCGUCAAUUCUUCCCAAACUCACUGUCUGAUGGGGCUCAAGAAAAAUUUCCCCUCCAAUAUGUUCUUCUGUGUCUCUGGUUAUAUCGAACCUGGUGAAUCAAUUGAAGAUGCAUGCACGCGAGAAAUAUUGGAACAAGUGAAUCUCGAUGUUGUGAAAGUUGAAUAUCAUUCUAGCCAACCGUGGCCAUACCCUGUGGUACUCCUGGUCGGGUGCACUGUUCAUGUGGCAACCGAAGUUGUUAAGGUUAACGAAGAAGAACUAAAAGAUGCCACUUGGUUCCAUUUCUCCGAAGCUGAACUCAUGAUUAAAGGCAAACACGAAGACGGUUACAAAGUACCAUCUAAACAAACACUAACUUACCAACUUCUAGAUUCCUGGUUGGAAACUCAUAGGGAUGAGUAAAAGAAUCGAUGAUACGAAAGAAUUUCGAGGAAAAUUUUCUAGAAUCAAAAUAAUGCUGUUACCGGUUAAAGAAUGUGAUAUGAAGAAGAGGAAGAAGGAGGAAAGAAAAUAUCAAUAGAUGGAUAUUACGUGAAUUUUACUCCUUAAAUCUUAGAGGGUCAAUUGUAAAGCCGACGGUGAAACACGAAAUGAGAAAUCUGGUUCUUAACUUACAUACAUGUCUGCAUACAUACAUUCAUACCUACAUACCUACAUACAUGCAUACAUACAUGCAUGCAUACAUACAUACAUACAUGCAACUUGCAGGCAUAAAUACACAUAAUACACACAUAUGCAGGCACA
Octopus sinensis (East Asian common octopus) is the source of this 2702-nucleotide messenger RNA. RefSeq names its product peroxisomal NADH pyrophosphatase NUDT12-like. The transcript is spliced from 7 exons. NCBI's taxonomy places the organism in Eukaryota, Metazoa, Mollusca, Cephalopoda, Octopoda, Octopodidae. The coding region runs from base 891 to 2360 and encodes 489 amino acids. Gene Ontology annotation, biological process: NADP+ catabolic process; NAD+ catabolic process. Gene Ontology annotation, molecular function: NADH pyrophosphatase activity. The record is from RefSeq and is a predicted model, not a curated record. Gene Ontology annotation, cellular component: cytosol.